This is a messenger RNA of Crotalus tigris (Tiger rattlesnake), 1430 nucleotides long. RefSeq lists its product as uncharacterized. NCBI's taxonomy places the organism in Eukaryota, Metazoa, Chordata, Lepidosauria, Squamata, Viperidae. The record is from RefSeq and is a predicted model, not a curated record. The annotation marks the transcript as partial. Gene Ontology annotation, biological process: regulation of DNA-templated transcription. The transcript is spliced from 7 exons.
GCCUCCCUCUGCCCCUGAUGGCCCUUCAAAUGCCUCUUCCACUCCUCCUCAGAUCCCUCAGACUCAGCUGUUGGGAGCACAGGCUGGCACAGAAUCACAACACAUAGAGUCAAGCUGACUGUUGCUGCAUCCCCAGGGUCAAAUGAUUUACAUUCGGAUGCUUGGCCACUAACUCCUAUUUGUGACCAUCGCAGUGUCCUAGGGUCACGUGAUCCCCUUUUGCAGCCUUCUGACGAGCCAAGUCCAUGAGGAAGUCAGAUUCAGUGAACAGUCGUGUUGUUCCUAACUUAACAACUGCAGUGAUUCACUUAACCCCUGUGGCACGAAAGGUCGUAUGGCUCAGUUGUGGUCGUAAGUCAAGGACCACCUCUAUAGGUCUACUGAUCAAAAUGAGUUUGCUGGAGCAUUUAUCAGGAAAGUAUUUUGAAAAUUAUUGGAUUAUUUAAUAAUAAUAAUAAUAAUAAUAAUACAGUUGGAAGGGACCUUGGAGGUCAUCUAGUCCAACCUCCUGCUCAGGCAGGAAACCCUAUACCAUUUCGGACAAAUGGCUGUCCAGUCUCUUCUUAAAAACUUCCAGUGUUGGAGCAUUCACCGCUUCUGGAGGCAGGUUGUUCCACUGAUUAAUUUCAUUAAUUAUGGGAAUAAUUAAUCAUAUUGCUCUGUUGUUGUUGCUUUAAUGAAAACUAGUCCUAUGUUUGUAUCAAAUAUUCAUUUUUACUUAAGGGGAAAAUGAUUAAUGCCCUUCAGUAAUUUUUUAGGGGGAAAUGGUUACAGAAAUAAUCUUAAAUUGUUCCCAGAAAACAUUCACGCCUGAUACAUUUUUCUUCUCUUUUCUUUCUUUUUUGCUGCAGAAUCUCAGAAGACCAACCAAGCGCAGGAAGAAUGGGCUGCAUUUUAAGUGGAAGAGAGAUUUCAAGGAGCUGGAAUACAGGUUCAACCGUUUUUCGAGAAAGAGGAUUGAACUAAAAGAGGUUUUAUGUACGUUUAAAGAAUUGCUGAAGUUGGAAAUGGAGGAAGAGGCAGACACAUACGUUUUACCUGGAGUCCAAGAAAAAUCCACAGGGUACUUUCGCUUUCUCCAAUCCUGCAGAAGGACUGGAGGGGGGCUGGCUUUGACCCAGCAGGCUCAGCCCGUUUCCUUUGAGGAGGUCGCUGUCUGCUUCUCCGAAGGAGAAUGGUCCCUCUUGGAUCCCAGUCAGAGAGUCUUGUACAAGGAGGUGAUGCAGGAGAAUUAUGAACAUGUGACCUCUCUCGUUGUCUCGCUCACCGGUUUGGGUCCAAACUUCUCGAUGGAGGAAGAAGACGAAGCUGUUUUGGGUCUACGCUCUCCACCUUCUGAGAAAGGGACCAAUCAGGAUGUCAGCACUGCAGUAUCCCAGGAGCAAGAUAAGAACAAGGAGAAGGAAAAGACACAGAAAGAGAAGGAGAAG